GUAACUCGUUGGUCCACAGCCCCAUGUUAGACCUGGACAGCGAUGCGCGUCCAUCACCAAUGGGCCUUCUGAGUCAAACUGCUUCAUUGAAAAGGGGAAGCAGCUUUCAGUCUGGUCGUGAUGAUGCUUGGCGAUACAAAGCUCCUCAGCAAGUUGUAUUUGUUGAAAAGUUGACAAAACUUGUUGUAAGUCAGCUGCCCAACUUUUGGAAGCUCUGGAUUUCUUAUGUGAAUGGAAGUUUAUUCAGUGAGACUGCUGAAAAAUCUGGCCAAAUGGAAAGAUCGAAGAAAAAUGCUAGGCAAAGACAAAAUGAUUUCAAGAAAAUGAUUCAGGAAGUGAUGCACUCUCUGGUAAAACUUAUCCGUGGAGCUUUGCUUCCAUUCAGCCUCAGAGAAGGAGAAUCAAGACAGUAUGGUGGCUGGGAGAUGAAAUCUGAACUUUCUGGCCAGUGGCUAACACAUGUUAUCCAGACUGUAAGGCUUAGUUCUGAGUCUCUUACUGCACUCGAGAUACCCAAUGAUAUGCUUCAGAUCAUCCAGGAUCUUAUUUUGGACCUUCGUGUACGUUGCAUUAUAGUGACUUUACAACACACAGCUGAAGAUAUAAAGAGGUUAGCUGAAAAGGAAGACUGGGUUGUUGACAAUGAAGGUUUGACAUCGUUGCCAUCCCAGUUUGAACAGUGCAUCAUCCAUUCCUUACAAUCUCUUAAAACUGCGCUGGACAGCAAACCUGGAGAGGCCAGCGUUUUCCAGCAGCAGAAAACACAGGAGGAUGUAUGCCAGCUAAGCAUUGGGAUCAUGCAGGUCUUUAUAGACUGUUUGGAACAACUGAGCACCAAACCUGACGGUGACAUAGAUACAGCACAUCUUUCAGUUGAUGUUUCAUCUCCAGAUUUGUUUGGAAGCAUUCAUGAAGACGCAAGUCUUUCUUCAGAACAGAGGCUUUUAAUUGCACUUAGUAACUGCCGUUAUCUGGAACGUCAUACCUUCCUAAAUAUAGCUGAACAUUUUGAGAAACAUGGCUUUCAAGGUGUUGAAAAAAUAACUCAAGUUAGUAUGGACUAAUUGAAAGAGCUGGAUCAGAGACUGUUUGAAAUGUACAUUGAAUUCAAGGCAGAUCCGAUAGUUGGGUCAUUAGAACCUGGCAUUUAUGCAGGAUAUUUUGAUUGGAAAGAUUGUCUUGUUCCAGCAGGCGUCAGAAACUAUUUGAAAGAAGCAUUAGUGAAUAUCAUUGCUGUGCAUGCAGAGGUAUUUACCAUUUCCAAAGAUUUGGUUCCUCGGGUAAUGUCAAGGGUUGUAGAAGCAGUCUCUGAAGAACUGAGUCGACUGAUGCAGUGUGUUUCAUCCUUCAGCAAAAAUGGAGCUUUACAGGCAAGACUUGAAAUCUGCGCAUUGAGAGAUACCGUGGCCAUAUACCUAACACCUGAAAGCAACUCGAGCUUUAAGCAAGCUUUGGAAGCCUUGCCUCAGCUCUCGAGUGGAACUGACAAAAAGUUACUCGAAGAGUUACUAAACAAAUUUAAAAGCAGCAUGCACUUGCAGCUGACCUGUUUUCAAGCUUCUUCAUCAGCAAUGAUGAAAACGUAG
Messenger RNA from Cariama cristata (Red-legged seriema), 1586 nucleotides. It is a transcript of the gene EXOC2, whose product is annotated as exocyst complex component 2. Gene Ontology annotation, cellular component: exocyst. Gene Ontology annotation, biological process: exocytosis; Golgi to plasma membrane transport. The record is from RefSeq and is a predicted model, not a curated record. The annotation marks the transcript as partial. NCBI's taxonomy places the organism in Eukaryota, Metazoa, Chordata, Aves, Cariamiformes, Cariamidae. The transcript has 17 exons.